This is a messenger RNA of Fusarium mangiferae, 1182 nucleotides long. RefSeq lists its product as uncharacterized. The transcript has a single exon. Bases 1 to 1182 code for a protein of 393 amino acids. NCBI's taxonomy places the organism in Eukaryota, Fungi, Ascomycota, Sordariomycetes, Hypocreales, Nectriaceae. The record is from RefSeq and is a predicted model, not a curated record.
AUGUUUGGUGAGACUUACACUGUGCCAUACGGCCCGGAAGUAACAAUCAUUACACCAGCUAUCUGGUCCGGAAAUUGUCCCAAAACCCUGCUACUACAUGGAGAAGAGAAGGUUCAAGACGCUUCAACACCAUCCAAAUCAUUGACACCGCUCAGCAUAUCUAUAAGUGACCUUGAUAGAUCUCAUCCUACUGUUGGGACAACAUAUGAUGAAACAAUAGACAAAACACCAACCUCAACUGGCACAGGCACAAGCCUUAUAACUACUACUGUUUCAACGAGUAUAUCGGUUGAGAAAGAUUCUACUACCACAAAAUCACAUGAAACCACCUUUUUAACCGACAGUGAGCCUAUCAACAAGCCUAGUGAUGCAACUAGUAAAAGUGUUGAGCCAACGGCCACGUCAACUUCGCUAUCUCAAAAUACUGUGAAUUCAACCCCGACAUCAGUUCCAAAUAGCAUUCCUGCUACAAAGUUACACAAGUCUACUGUUUCAGUUGACAGAAAGCCAACCGGCCAGACUACUGGUAUCACCAGUCACAAUGUGAACACCGUAGCAAAGCCGACCAAGGGGACAAAGGAUGCUGAAAGUCUAACAGCAUCAGCAGAGGCAAACUCUUCGACUAAUGGCUCACCUGAUGCAAUUAAUAGCAAGCCAGAUCGCUCGGCUACCGGUGUAAUCACUCGCAAUGCUGAUCCAGCAACGACGGAAUCCACAAAACCACACUCUCCGACUACAGGGUCACAUAAGACCACAGACAGAACUGACGGAAAGCCAGCAUCCCAGGUUACCACGGAUGUCACUACUGGAACCUCUAAGCCAACACCCACAAAAUCAGGGAAGACAGCGGCGUCUACCACUGGAUCGUGUCCUUGUUGGACAGAUUGUGAACUUCAAGAAGAGGAUUCUACCCUCUCCAAAAAGAUAGGAUUGGAGGUGGCAAAGUUAUUUUGUAAUCAGUUUAUCAAAGCUCCACUUACAUCCAGGAAUCUGUCUAAGAUAGCGGAAUAUCGUAGUUUUGUUGUAGGUGCACACAGAUAUCCCGGCUGUACUAAGUCUGAACUCGACGAGACAAAAUGCCUAGAAUACCUCGAGGAAAUUGAAAAGCAAUGUCCUAGGACUGGAGGCUUCUUUGAGCGUGGCUGUUUUUAUGUCUGGAUUAUGAAUCGUGAGGCGACCUGA